Molecule: messenger RNA, 2046 nt
Organism: Penicillium angulare
Lineage: Eukaryota; Fungi; Ascomycota; Eurotiomycetes; Eurotiales; Aspergillaceae
Product: dipeptidyl peptidase IV/CD26 N-terminal domain-containing protein
Exons: 1
Coding region: 1-2046 (681 amino acids)
Source: RefSeq, a predicted model, not a curated record
AUGAGAGUCUUUUCUGCCCUGCUGGCUGGCUUGACUGCCAGUUUUGCUAUAGCUGGGUGUCCAUAUGGCUUUGACAAAGCAAACGAUCUCGACGAUUUUGCAAAAAUAAAAGCCCACGCCAAUAUUCCUCGAAGUCUCACUUCUCCAGGUACUCCUUCCACCUCUGUGGGUGAAACUGCUGGCAGCAAGGGCGUGUUUUUGAUGAAUCGGAUUGCUCCCGACACUUCCACACUUUAUAUCUCCAACACCGAUGGCAGCAAUGAGCGAGAGCUUUUGUCCGAUUCCGUAUUUGAGUACCAUGCAUCUUUCUCUCCCGAUGGAGAAUGGGUGACAUUCACCACCGAACGGAAUGGCGAUGGAAAUUCUGAUAUCUACCGAGUCCGCAAAAAUGGUUCAGAUCUAGAACAAAUGGUUGCCACUCCGUCGGUGGAAGAUUCCGUGGCGUUGUCUCCAAAUGGACGUCUAGCUGCCUAUGUCUCCACCGCAAACAACUUGAGAGCGAACAUCUGGGUCAUGGAUAUGGUGACAGGAAAGAAAUGGAAUAUCACGGAUACGCCAAUUAUCGCCUCCAAUACCAAUUCCUCUUUAAUGAAUGGGUAUUUCCGACCGGCUUGGUCUCCUGAUGGAGAAUGGAUUGCAUUUUCAUCGGAUCGUAAUUCACAGUACAGUGGCCACGGUGAACCGACAUACCUUGGCCUUACUGGAUGGGAAACGACACAAGAGCUUUCCAUAUACGUGAUUCGUCCCGACGGAUCUGGAUUUCGCCGGGUAGCUACUAAGCCCUACUACUGUCUCGGAUCUCCAAAGUGGUCGUUGGAUGGUAAACGUCUUGUCUACUACGAGAUGACUCGUGAAGACACCUACAACUCGCACAGCGAGUUUACACUUUCGUCGGCAAACUCGUCAAUUAUCUCGGUAGAUGUUGCAACGGGCCAAGAUAGACGAGUAGAAGUUGGUGGGGCUGGUGUCAAGAUAUUUCCUCAAUACCUGGACCAUAAUGGUACAAUCGCUUAUCUUCUAAAAAGUGGCACAAGUACUGAAGGAUUCUAUACAACAUCUGGCCUCUUUUCCAAUAACACUGGUACCGUGCGUUCACCCUGCUGGUCCCCAGAUGGUAAACAGGUGGUGUAUGAAAAGACGACGUGGGGGAUCCGUGAUAGCUAUAAACAGCUUUAUAGUUGGGACCCUGAAUGGGACUAUCGAUUCAAUGACGUCUUCCCGCAGUACUCCUCUGUGGAUGAUCGGGUUGUAAUUACGCAAAAGCAACUCGGAAACUCUUCAAUUGUCACGCUGAACACGACUGGGGGUGACCUGAAACUGGUCUAUGACCCCAGCAAAGCUGAUUUUCUUACCUCGUCACAAUCUUCUGGUGUCGCUGCAUACAAUCCAAAUUGGUCUCGCGAUGGAGAGUGGCUCGUUUUUGGGGUUGGGUUCUGGUUUGAAACUCGGGAAGCGUCUGGUGGAUGGAUCGUGAGAUCAACUGCCAAUGGCUCUUACUCCGAGGUUCUAGUCGAUAGUGCCUACUCCAUUACGAACAGUACGCAACUCAACAAUGGAUACCCUAGCUUUUCACGCGAUGGGAAAAAUGUUGUUUAUCGUGUCUGGGGCGCCGAUACUGCAACCUACGGCAACAAAUCAGAAAUCGGCCUACGUAUUCUUGACUUGGAGACAAGAAAAACGACCGUUUUAACAACGGAAUGGGAUAACUUGCCAGAGUACUCACCCGACGGUGAAUUGAUCCUCUUCACUCGGAAAACCAACGCGUACAAUUAUGACGUUUGCACAAUUCGCCCCGACGGUACUGACCUCCAGGUCCUCACCAGCAGUGGAGCCAAUGAUGCCCAUGCUGUUUGGACUCAGGACGGCCGCAUUAUGUGGUCAACCGGUAUGAAUGGUUUCCGAUACGAGUGCGCAUUAUAUGAUAAUACUUUCCAGCCUUAUGGCCAGAUCAUGAUCAUGAACAAAGAUGGCUCGAACAAGACCGCCCUGACUGACUCCAUGUGGGAAGACUCCAUGCCUCUUUACCUUCCGAAGUCUACUCUUUGA